AUGGCGCAACAAGUGGAAGUGGUCGAUCUCGCUGGUGAUGACGAUUCCGACGCCGUGAUCUCGUCUCUAGCUGCGCGUUGGCUGCUGUACGAGCGCGAAAUAGUGGAAGAACUGCAUGGACAAGACGGAGUAUUGGUGCUAGGUCGUGGGCUUGGCCUCUUGCGCGUGUUAGCGAGCUUCAUUCGUCUCUAUUGCUCGCCCCGCAGCCUCGUGUUGUGUCUCAACGCUAACGAACAGGCAGCGACGCUGCGGCGUCUGGUAUUGGCGUUAGGUCUCGACCGCCGCCUAUUACCACGUGUGGUGGACGCCAGAAACAACCUGAAUGAGCGGCAGCAAAUGUACAAACGCGGCGGCGUCUUCUUCGUGACUGCGCGUAUCCUCGUAGUGGAUCUGCUAUCUAAUCACGUGGACCCGGGUCUCAUCAGCGGCCUGUUAGUGAAUAACGCACACCACGUGACUGAAACGUCGAUUGAAGCGUUCAUCCUCCGACUAUACCGUGAACGCAAUCGAGAAGGAUUCAUCAAAGGCUUUUGCGACGACAGCGUCGCUCUUUCCUCGGGUUUCAACCGCGUGGAACAGGUGCUUAAGCAUUUAUACGUGCGUAACGUGUUUUUGUAUCCCAGGUUUCAUGUUGCUAUCAACUCGUGCUUGGAGAAACACCAGCCAGAAGUGUAUGAGAUCGAAGUGGGCUUCUCUCCGUCGAUGAAGAUUAUGCAGGAAGCUCUUCUUGUUGCACUAGAAGCUACAGUCAAAGAGUUGCAACGCAGUACUAAGUCACUAGACGCUGCCGAUCUAACGAUGGACAAAGCUCUUGCCAAGUCAUUCAGUAUCUUCAUUCGACGACAACUGGACCCGCUGUGGCAUAAGCUGCCAGUCAAGACUAAGCAACUCGUCGGGGACUUGUCCACACUGCGUCAAUUACUGGCAUAUCUUCCACGAUACGACGCCAUUUCCUACUACUCUUUCCUGGUUAACUACCAAACAAUGAACGGCCAGCAGCGUUUUCCUUCGCCGUGGCUGUUCACGGACGCUGCAGAUCGACUGCUAACUGCAGCAAAAGAGCGACUGUAUCAUAUUGUGGACUCAAAGACUGGGAAACCUGUUAAUCUUCGCCAAGUAUCUUCCAAUGGUUCAAGCUCUAAAGCUGCUGAGAACGCUGAACUGAAGCUGACACUGGAUCAAAACCCAAAGUGGGAGGCGUUGAGGGAGAUUUUGGAUGAAAAUUCUGCAGCAGGAGGGGCAAGCGUCUUGGUGAUGGUCAAAGACGAACGAACGUGUGCGCAGAUACGUGAAUUCUUGAGUUUGGGUGCACAGGAAAUGAUGCGACGGCGAUUCGGUCAUUAUCUGCUACAGAAAGAGGCUGCGUUGAAGCAAAAAGGAGGUAGCAUGGCGUCACUGGGACUGGAGCAGAGACUUCUACUCGAAGCUGCUGCCAAGCUAAGGACAGACGAGCUUUUUACUCAAGACACGACACCAAAAAGUAAGAAAAAAGCUGGCAAGACGAAGAAACGGGUGCGAGAGGAGUCGUCACAAUCAAGUUACAGUGACGUUCAGACUCACGCCACGGAGGUAUCAAGCUUCGGUUUAUCGACAGCAGAACUAGAGGCCAUCACUGCUGCGCAAGAGGAAACCGAGCGAGAGAGCAAGUCGAAAAUGUUUCUAGAUGGACGACUUCGCGCUUCAUCAAGUUGUGGAAAUCGACCAACGGGCACAUCGAAUUUGUCUCUUGAAGUGGUGGAUCCAAUGGACAGCGUCGUGUUAUGUACUUACGAACAGGCCACAGAGCACGGCUACGGUGCUUCAGCGUUUCUAGAGGAUCUCAUGCCUUCUUGUAUCGUCCUCUACGACCCAGACAUGGCGUUUAUUCGCGAAGUGGAAGUAUUCCACGCGUCGCAUGUUGCUCCGCUUGAAAUUUACUUCCUCAUGUACGACGAAAGCACAGAGCAGCAGUCCUAUCUGAGCGAAAUUCAGCGCGAGAAGCGAGCUUUUGACAAGUUAAUCCACCAGAAAGCACACUUGAUGAUGCCAGCGAAUGUAUACGACCUCCCGCUUCACAUGAAGCUACGACAGCAGACGGUGGAGUACAGUAUGGACACACGAACUGGUGGUCGAGCCAAGUCUCAUCGCGCUGGAGUUAAAGUCGUCGUUGAUGUUCGUGAGUUCCGUAGUGCCUUGCCGUCCAUGCUCCAUAAAGAAGGACUGUUUGUCCUCCCCGUGACACUGGAAAUCGGUGACUAUGUCUUGUCCCCGGAGAUUUGUGUAGAGCGCAAAAGCAUCAGCGAUCUCUUCGGCUCGUUAAACUCUGGACGUUUAUUUAACCAAGCCGAAAGCAUGCGACGUUUCUAUAAGACACCCGUGUUGCUAAUUGAGUUCACUCAAGGCAAAGCAUUCUCGCUUCAAGACGUGUCGGAGAUUGGUCCAGAGAUCAGCGCCACGAACAUCGUCUCCAAGCUGACACUACUCAUUCUACACUUCCCGUCGUUGCGACUCCUCUGGUCCCGCACACCACAUGCAACCGUGGAUCUCUUCAAGAUCGUCAAAAGGUACCAAGACGAACCCGACAUGGAAGCUGCAGCGGCACUAGGCAACGGCUUACCGAUGGACGACAGUGCUGCUCAGACGAACAGCGGGGAGGGAGGCCUAGCGUCGAAUUACUACAACACCAGCUCGAUCGAUGUAUUGAAGAAACUACCGGGCAUCAAUGAACAUAACUUCAGAAAAGUCUUAGCGAGCGUCACGAAUCUCGCUGAGCUUAGUCGCAUGUCGUUAGACGAACUCACGGAGCUACUGGGGAAAGCAAACGGCAAAAAGUUACACACGUUUUUCAACAGCACCGCGUAAAAAUGCAAGCGUUUCGAGUACGUUUUUAAGUGCUGC
Phytophthora infestans T30-4 is the source of this 2877-nucleotide messenger RNA. Its product is annotated as DNA repair endonuclease XPF, putative. Gene Ontology annotation, molecular function: single-stranded DNA binding; single-stranded DNA endonuclease activity; damaged DNA binding. The transcript has 2 exons. Bases 1 to 2841 code for a protein of 946 amino acids. The record is from RefSeq and is a predicted model, not a curated record. Gene Ontology annotation, cellular component: nucleotide-excision repair factor 1 complex. Gene Ontology annotation, biological process: nucleotide-excision repair involved in interstrand cross-link repair; double-strand break repair via homologous recombination; resolution of meiotic recombination intermediates. Lineage: Eukaryota; Oomycota; Peronosporomycetes; Peronosporales; Peronosporaceae.